GUUUGAUUUUUCUUUUUUUUUUCUUUUAUUAUUUUUCCUCCUCCUCUCUCCAAAAGCCGUUUGCCAUUCCUAGGUAGGGUUGGUUUCUAAUAAUAAAAGAUGGAGACGCUCUCCACCUCCUCCCCGGCCUAUUUUUCUCCGACGAAACCCUCACCUUUGCGACGCGGUUUUGCUCAGACCCAUGGAAUUUUCGGAAUCGCGAGGCUCCGUACUUGCAAGUCUAGGCCUCUGAGGCUUCAAAUCGUUGCCAGUGGCGUUUCCAACGGAGAAGAUAACCCCGCGUUUGCCAACAGCAGCUUUGGUUUGCUUUCAGACGAGGCGGGCUCGUCUCAGUUUGAGGAGGGCAAGGCUCAUGAUGCACGCAAAAGUGAUAUCACUGGAACGUCAGGGAUGGUAACACAAGGAUCUAGACCUGGCCUUCUCAGGACGCCCAUGUCUGGUGGCGUGCAAAGUGCGACAUCUGUUCAUGAUUUGCCUCAACCCGCAUUGGCUGUUCGCAAUCUAAUGGAGCAGGCUAGAUUUGCUCAUCUCUGCACUUUGAUGUCCCGAAUGCACCAUCACCGCCUGGGGUAUCCAUUUGGUUCAUUAGUUGAUUUUGCACCUGAUCCAGUAGGCCAUCCAAUAUUUUCACUCUCUCCAUUGGCCAUUCAUACACGAAAUCUACUGGCAAACCCAAAAUGUACACUUGUCGUACAGAUUCCUGGAUGGAGUGCACUAUCAAAUGCCCGUGUGACUAUAUUUGGUGAUAUCUUCCCAUUGCCAGCUGAACAACAGGAAUGGGCUCGUAUGCAAUAUCUAGCUAAACACCAACAGUGGGCAUCUCAACAAUGGGGAAACUUUUACUAUUACAGGAUGCAGAGUAUAAGUGACAUUUAUUUCAUCGGUGGUUUUGGCACUGUUGCAUGGAUUGAUGUCAAGGAAUAUGAGAAUCUUCAACCUGAUAAGAUUGCUGUUGAUGGCGGAGAGAAAAUUUUGAAGGAACUCAAUGCAUUGUUUUCAAAGUCACUCAAAGAAAUCCUCUCAACUGAAGAGGAGGUAGAUGAUGCAGCUUUCAUUUCAAUAGACAGCAAAGGCACUGACAUCCGAGUUCGACAAGGUGCACAGUUUAAUAUCCAGAGGUUAUCCUUUGAAGUAGAUCAUAAGGUUGAGACUCUAGAGGAAGCCAAGAAAGCACUGCAGAAGAUUAUUAGUAAAGGCCUUGGAUCAUGAUCUCACAGAACAAAGAUUGAUUUUAUAGAAAAUUUUCUUUUAAAGGGGCUCUUUUUUGUGUGUGGGAUAACUCAGCCCGUAAUCGAACCGAAGACCGUGGGAGCCAUAUUGAACCUCCUAACCGUCCGGAUCACCCAGCGGUGGGUCUUUUGAAGGAAAUUCUUUUUAUUUAGCAAUAAAGAAAAAUAACUGUUGGCGUUAUGCAUUGGAUUUGAAAUUUGCAUGUCUUUAGCAGUAUAUGUUAAGAUGUGCAUAUAAUUUUCAUUUGGAAACAAAUAAAUGAAUCUUGAGAUGCUGCAGUUUCUUUGA
This is a messenger RNA of Asparagus officinalis (garden asparagus), 1518 nucleotides long. RefSeq lists its product as uncharacterized. NCBI's taxonomy places the organism in Eukaryota, Viridiplantae, Streptophyta, Magnoliopsida, Asparagales, Asparagaceae. The record is from RefSeq and is a predicted model, not a curated record. The transcript has 9 exons. The coding region runs from base 100 to 1209 and encodes 369 amino acids.